Coturnix japonica (Japanese quail) is the source of this 3943-nucleotide messenger RNA. It is a transcript of the gene SMARCAL1, whose product is annotated as SNF2 related chromatin remodeling annealing helicase 1. Gene Ontology annotation, biological process: DNA repair; replication fork processing. Gene Ontology annotation, molecular function: ATP binding. The record is from RefSeq and is a predicted model, not a curated record. NCBI's taxonomy places the organism in Eukaryota, Metazoa, Chordata, Aves, Galliformes, Phasianidae. Gene Ontology annotation, cellular component: nuclear replication fork.
GCCGCGCGCCUCUCAGACAGCUUGGCGUCAUCGGGCGGCAGAGCGGGGGCUGAUGGGUAUUGUAGUCUGCGGUGUUGCGCGCCUUGUGGCGGCCGGGCUGGCCUCUGCCCGCUGGCUGCCCUCCGUUCCUACCAAGAAACGGGUGCUUCUGAGAUGAAAUAACUGAUGUACUGACUCAGGUUUGUUUUGAACUGGUGAAGAUGUCAUCUGGCCUUACGGAGGAGCAAAAGAGAAGAAUUGAAGAGAACCGCCAGAAGGCUUUGGCUAGGAGAGCUGAGAGGCUAGCAGCCCAGCGGGGUGGGCAGCUGGGGAUCAAUGGGCCUCGGGUAAAAGAACAGAAUCCAGACAAUCGAGGAAGCUUGAAGCAAGAAAACAAUCAUGUCAGGUUCAUUAGCCUGCCCCAACAGAAUCCAGACAGUCCUGUGGAGCAGAAGAGCUAUCUUCGGAAAGAUUAUAAUCAUUACACUGCGAACCAACAGAUGGCUGGUUCACAGGGAGAGCAACAAAAGAAUUGUUCAGAGGACUCAAAGCAAACAAGUGGCAAUAAGCAGUUCCCUACACCGAUCCCAAAUUCUCUGAGUUAUUCCCAUCAACGUUACUCAGAUGGACAACAUGGACAACAAGCUUUAAUUAAUCCUGGUACAUUCCAACAGCCCAAGUGCUACCCAGCUUCCAAAAACCCUACAGGAACAUCUCUCCCUAAUUUAACUGGUAACUGUAACGCUGAUGGUAUUAAAGUUGUUUCAUCACCAAGCAGCGCCACUCUGAGUGCUUCAGAAAUGGUGAUAAAUACAAACAGAUCAACAGACAGACAAGGUGGAAGUGGUGCCUUUCGGGCCAGUGGUAAGAUGCAGAAGCUGACCAGCCCUGCUGUUGCAGACUCUAUCAAAGCUGCCUCUUGCAAGAAAGCAAAUAACGUUACAAAAGGAAAAUGUGUGAAAUACGGGGAAGACCGUUUCCAGGUUGAAAUAGGGUAUAAUGCUGACCUGGUUGCUUUGUUUAAGACAAUACCAACCAGAAGCUAUGAUCCUACUACGAAAAAAUGGAGUUUCAGCCUGGAACAUUACAGCAGUUUCAUGAAAGCAGCAAGUCAACUUUCCUCAGUGAUUCUGGCACCGUUGGAAGGGGAAAAUGCAGUUGACUUGUCAUCAGGCUCUGAUUUCAGCAGCAGCAGGAUUGAUACAGUAUCCCUCUUGACAAUGUGCAAGAACUGGAAGAAACCUGCAGCCCUCAUCAAAGGGAAGUGUGUGCUGAUCUCUCGCUCUCGGUUUGAGGUUGAUAUUGGGUAUUCUGCAGAGGCGGUUGGAGUGUUCAAACAGAUGAAUUCCAGAAUUUAUGAUAUGAAGACCAGAAAGUGGAAUUUCUUACUGGAGGACUAUCCCAAACUGAUGAAAGUGUUCCAGAGCCUUGUGUCUGUAGAAGUGGAGCCACUUCCUGAGGCAGUCAUACAAGCCUUUGCUGCUCAAAUACAGAACUCUACAUCACAGAAGAUGGAUUUUCCUGAUGCUGACCUUUCAGUAGUGGACUCUAAAAUUGUGACAAGCCUCAUGCCCUUUCAGAGGGAAGGUGUGAAUUUUGCAGUUUUAAAGAAUGGACGUUUACUUCUGGCGGAUGACAUGGGUUUGGGCAAGACUGUUCAGGCAAUCUGCAUCGCUGCGUACUACCAAAAGGAAUGGCCCUUGCUGGUGGUGACUCCUUCUUCUGUGAGGUUUACAUGGGCAGAGGCAUUUCACAGGUGGCUUCCAUCCUUGAGACCAGGAAGCACUAAUGUUAUAGUGACUGGCAAAGACAGCUUAACAGCAAGCUUGAUUAACAUCAUCAGCUUUGAUCUCCUCAGCAAGAUGGACAAGCAACUCAAGAGCACUUUCCAAGUCGUUAUUAUUGAUGAAUCUCAUUACCUAAAGAACAUAAAAACAGCGCGGUGCCGAGCUGCCAUGCCUCUACUUAAGGCAGCGAGGAGAGUGAUCUUACUUUCAGGAACCCCUGCCAUGUCACGGCCUGCAGAGCUCUACACACAGAUUGCAGCUGUCCAGCCAGGUUUCUUUCCACAGUUCCACACCUUUGCGCUCCGCUACUGUGAUGCAAAAAAGAUGCCAUGGGGUUGGGACUACUCUGGAUCAUCCAACUUAGCUGAACUGAAAAUUUUGCUGGAAGAGUCCAUCAUGAUCCGACGUCUUAAAUCAGAUGUGCUAUCCCAGCUUCCAGCAAAGCAACGCAAAAUGGUUGUGGUGGCUCCUGAAGGCAUUAAUGCAAAGACCAAAGCUAUGUUGGCAGCUGAAGCAGAGAAAAUGGCCAGAGGAUAUGAAAGUAAACAAAAGGAGAAGGAAGCUCUUCUUCUCUUCUACAGCAGAACAGCAGAAGCUAAAAUCCACUCAGUCGUAGAAUACAUCUUGGAGUUACUAGAAAGUGGGAAAGAUAAAUUCCUGGUGUUUGCUCAUCACAAAAUAAUGCUGGAUGCAAUAGUUGAAGAGGUGGAGAGGAAACAUUUUGACUACAUCCGCAUUGAUGGCUCUACACCGUCAGCUGAACGGCAGUCUUUGUGCCAGAAGUUCCAGUUCUCAGAGAAACAGGCUGUGGCUGUUCUGUCCCUCACUGCUGCAAACAUGGGCCUGACACUGUCUGCUGCGGACCUGGUGGUGUUUGCAGAGCUCUUCUGGAAUCCAGGGGUUUUGAUCCAAGCAGAAGAUCGGGCUCAUCGAAUUGGACAGACCAGCUCUGUUAAUAUUCACUACCUGGUGGCUAGAGGCACAGCAGACGACUUCUUAUGGCCAAUGAUUCAAGAGAAAAUAAAAGUGCUGGGAGAAGCGGGGCUUUCAGAAACCAAUUUCUCCAAUACAGCUGAAUCUACUAAUUACUAUCCUAAGCCGGAUCCAAAGCAGAAGACCAUUUAUGAACUGUUCCAGAGGACCUUCUCUGACAGCCAAGAUGACUCUGAUGUUGCGCUUUUGGAAGCAGCUGAUGCCUGCUGUGAGUUUGACUCUGACAGUGCCUUUAGAGACACAGAAGAGAGGUGUUCAGUGAGUUCCCCCAAAAAGCGGCGUACUGAGGAGUUUAUUCAAGAGUAAAACAGUGAAAAUGGCUAACAUGGAUUUUAUUUUAUUUUUUUUUAAAGUUAAAAAUAUGAGUUUAUUUUUGGGUUUUCAGAAAUGAAAUACUUCAGAUUUUCUGUAUCUGGUAGUGUAUUUCAUCUCAAAGGAUGACAGCAUAUCAAAUAAACAUUGCACACUUGGCAGCCUGCUGGUCUUGCGGUCUUACCUUUGCUGAUGACUGAGUGGACAUGGGAAGGUAGCAUGCUGCUUUGUUUUGGCAGCUCAGCUUCCAUGGUUGUUUUAUUUAUAAAGCAGAUAACUGUUGUCUCUCCGCACAGAAGAGCUCUUCUGAGAAUUAGUGUAUCAGCAACAGAGUACUUUCAAAAGUCAUCUCCAAAAAGCUUAGCGUGUAUUAUGAGGAGCUGGUUCACACAGGCAGAACUGAAGUCCUUCUGUGAGUCAUGCACAAACUAGCUCUCCUAUUCAGUUGGGCAGUGAGCAGAAAAGAAAUAGAGAUACAGACAGUUCUUGAUAUUUUCUGGAGGUGAGAAAGAGGAAGGAGAGCCCCAGAAAUCUCAAUAAUACCAUAAAACCAAGCAUUGUUAUGGCCUACCAGCAAGCGUGUAUUGCCUGUUAGGCACACAUUUGCCUCAGCAUUGUUGUCUCUGGCCUUGUCCUCUAAAUCUUAGGACCUGCUCCACAGCACUUGCUGUCUCAGGGAACAAUGAAGAUGGUGCUUACUGACAGAGAUUAAGCUUGGCUACUCAGGGGAAGGAGUGUGCAUUUAUGUUUUCUUUUAGGCUCAAGACUUUAUUUCCAUCGAUCAAUGAGGUGAGGGGUUCAUGAGGAAGCUGUUCAGUUUUUGUAGGAAGCUGAUUCUGGACUGAGCAACUUAAAUAAAAAGGUUGUAUUAA